This is a messenger RNA of Mus caroli (Ryukyu mouse), 2710 nucleotides long. RefSeq names its product nicotinamide nucleotide adenylyltransferase 1 (gene Nmnat1). The record is from RefSeq and is a predicted model, not a curated record. Gene Ontology annotation, molecular function: nicotinamide-nucleotide adenylyltransferase activity; nicotinate-nucleotide adenylyltransferase activity. Gene Ontology annotation, cellular component: nucleus. Gene Ontology annotation, biological process: NAD+ biosynthetic process. NCBI's taxonomy places the organism in Eukaryota, Metazoa, Chordata, Mammalia, Rodentia, Muridae.
GCUGGCUAGAACAAGGUAAAACUGUUAAGAGUUUUAUUUGCUGUGUCUGAACUUGGCCUACAGCUGUCCAGAUCACUUCCCGCUAAGCAGACUGUAACUGAAAUACGUUCUCCAUUCCUAGGAAGACGCGGGAGAGGCCACUGAAUCCCUGGGCUGUGCCUCCCGUAGCUUUUGCUGAGUCCCCUCUGGGUGAGGCCACAGCACUCGGGACUAGGGCUUGAGGAAAACUGUCCAACUCAGACGCACGACAAGGCAAGGGCAGAAAGCACACCUUCUCAGGGACGGAAGUAAUCAGAGCCCGGGCCCAGGACCACUGGAACAAAAAUAAGGCAGAGCCGGGACGCACGCUCGGUUGCGGGCCUCCUCCCCGCGGACAGACGAACUCCAAGCUCCCGCCGAGGUGUGCAGGUCCCGCCAAGGCCGGGCUCCAGCAGGCCCGGUGGUCACCUGAGGAGGCGGGGAGUCCUACGCCUGCGAAACGCUUCUCCGUCCUCCCUGAUCGGAAACAGGACAACCUCCUUCGCCCUCCCGAUCCCCGCCUGCCGCAAGCUUGCGGAUCCCAGGGUUUGGAACCAGGGGCCCCGCCUACCUGACGCCCCGGCCGGGCGGACCGCAUGGAGCGAGCACUUCCGCUGGAUUCGCGCACUUCCGGCUGUGUUGGGCCAAUGAGAGCAAGGCGGCGGUGUUCCCUGCGCUGGCGUCCGGGCCGAGGUUGUCUCCUGGAGGACUAGGGCCGUUUGGCCUUCAAGGCCUGACAACAUCGGUGUCAGAGGAUUACAUUUAGGUCAACAACACCAACUUCUCCCCAUGGACUCAUCCGAGAAGACAGAGGUGGUUCUCCUGGCCUGUGGCUCUUUUAACCCCAUCACCAACAUGCACCUCAGACUGUUCGAGCUGGCCAAGGACUAUAUGAAUGCUACAGGAAAAUACAGUGUUAUCAAAGGCAUCAUCUCGCCGGUCGGUGAUGCAUACAAGAAGAAAGGGCUCAUCCCAGCCCACCACCGAAUCAUCAUGGCAGAACUUGCCACCAAGAACUCACACUGGGUGGAAGUGGAUACGUGGGAAAGUCUUCAGAAGGAGUGGGUGGAGACCGUGAAGGUGCUCAGACACCAUCAGGAGAAGCUGGCAACUGGCAGCUGCACUCACCCACAAAGCUCACCUGCGCUGGAAAGGCCUGGGCGGAAGAGGAAGUGGGCUGAUCAAAAGCAAGAUUCUAGCCCACAGAAGCCCCAAGAGCCCAAACCAACAGGUGUGCCUAGGGUGAAAUUGCUGUGUGGGGCGGAUUUACUGGAGUCCUUCAGCGUGCCCAACUUGUGGAAGAUGGAGGACAUCACGCAAAUCGUGGCCAACUUUGGGCUCAUCUGCAUCACUCGGGCUGGCAGUGAUGCUCAGAAAUUCAUCUACGAGUCCGAUGUGCUGUGGAGACAUCAGAGCAACAUCCACCUGGUGAACGAGUGGAUCACCAAUGACAUCUCGUCCACUAAGAUCCGGAGGGCGCUAAGGAGGGGCCAGAGCAUCCGCUACUUGGUACCAGACCUGGUCCAAGAGUACAUUGAGAAGCAUGAGCUGUACAACACGGAGAGUGAAGACAGGAAUGCUGGGGUCACCCUGGCUCCUCUGCAGAGGAACGCCGCAGAGGCCAAGCACAACCAUUCCACUCUGUGACACAGUACACGGCGUCCGCCAGAGGCUCGUCUGGAGACUCGAAACUCAGGGAAGGACUUGCCACCAUCCUGUUUCAUCAACUGAAAGAUAAAGGUUCGAUUUAAAAAAAAAAAAAAAAACCCAACAGGGAAUUAAGAUCAGUGACUGAGAUGAAUGUUUUAAAUAAGACCAUUAAAAAAAAAAGGAUGUAAUUCACCUUUCAAAUAACAGCUCAGUCACUAAAAUGAAAUGUUAAUGACGCUAACUUUAAAUCAAUUUUUCUAGAAAGGACCUCAUGCUCUGCCGCACAAGAGAAGCAAAUGUGAUGAGCAAGUCCAUCCAGAAGCCAUCCUUUAGGGGCCGGAGAGAUGGCUCUGAGGUUAAGAGCACGGACUGCCCUUCCAGAGCACCCAGACUCAGCUCCCAGCACCUGCAUGGCAGCUCUCAGCUGUCUGUAACUACAGUUUCAGGAGAUCUGAUGCCCUCUCUGUCCUCUGUGGGCUCUGGGCUAGAUAUGCUUCAUAGACAUACAUUCAGGCAAAAGACACACACACACACACGCACGCAUACACACUUGCCACACAAAGAGAAAGAGCAGCCUCACUCUAGCCAGGCUCACUGAUGCCUACCUGCAGCCCCAGCUGCACCAGGAGCUGAGGUCAGAGAAUCACUUUGAACCCGGGAGUCAGAGAUGACCCUAGGCAACAAAACAAAAUAGAAGCCUAGCGUUACUUAUGAAGAGAACUGACACGUCGUUAGUGCUUGGUGACAACCGUCUUUAUCCAGAAUAGAUAGACAAAGGAAGGAAUUCUUUAAGACAUGACCUUGGCUGGGCAUGUGGCUCAGUUGGUAGAGCACUGGCCUAGGAGGCCUGAGGCCCUGGGUUAGAUCACCACACCUGGGCACGGCAAUGCACACCUUUAAUGCUGGCACUUGGAAGGUGGAAGCAGAAGGAUCAGGACUCAAGGUAUCCUUGACAAUCUGCAAGUCUGAGGUCAUCAAGGGACGCUGAGGACCCUGUGUCUAAAUUAAACAAAUAAAUAAACAAUCCCGCAAAAUUCACCAA